Molecule: messenger RNA, 975 nt
Organism: Sphaerodactylus townsendi
Lineage: Eukaryota; Metazoa; Chordata; Lepidosauria; Squamata; Sphaerodactylidae
Product: MARVEL domain-containing protein 3-like
Exons: 3
Coding region: 300-902 (200 amino acids)
Cellular component (GO): membrane
Source: RefSeq, a predicted model, not a curated record
GGUGCUCUCUGUUGUAUCGUCUGGUAGAAGGAAGAACAUUGCAUCUGGCUAAGACCGUCACUCCAUCAUGAGCAUUCAAGACCUCCCACAGUUUUCGUGGACACUCUUCCCAGAUACCCGGCUCCAAGUCAUGUAUCUUCUGAACUCUCUCAAUUCCAUCCUCCCAAAGAGACCUUUUCUGAGAAAUGCGGCAACCUGUGCUCAAGAAGAGGUAUCUUGCAGGUUGUUGAAAUCAUCGUCAGCCUCCUAGUGCUGAUCUGUGUUGCAGCGUCCCAGGCUUCCAUUGGGGCUUCAGUGCUAUGGGAGGCCUGGGGUCCUUCAGCAUCGAUUCAGCCUAUAGCCCCUUUGAGGGGACGGAGCUCAAAGAGGUGAGAGAUUUGGACAUGCAGUACAGCCAGAUGAGAGCCCCGUGCGUGUAUGGAGGCGUGGCUUUCACCCUGAGCAUGAUGGCCCUCACUCUCCUCUUCCUCAUAACUGGAGGGAAGCCGAUCCACCGCCUUACAGUCCGGUUGCUCGUCACUGAAUUCAUCUUCGACAUCCUGGCUUGCCUUGGGUAUAUAGUGGCCGUCAGCCUCUACCUCCAUCUUGUCAUACAGAUCAAUUCAACAGACGUGUGCAAGAGGAGAGAGAGAGUCUACGCAAGACGAGGGUACACAUGGAUGAACUGUGAGGUACAAGGUGGAGACGCGGCUGUGGCACUCUUUGGCCUUGUGGCUGCGUGCCUGUAUUUCCCAAGUGCCGUGGUCUGCGUUCUCACCAUCCGAAGCGUGCGGGAUUUUCAGAGAGAGAUGACCAAGACUCAGUACAGCCUGGAAAGGAACUACAGGGAAGAAGACCUUCACAAUGGCUACAAGACUCCAGAAAGCUUCCAGACCGCCAAGACCUUUGCCACGCUAGUGUAGGCUGUGGGAGGAAUUUAAGGGAAAUGCAAGUUGGUAAGUGGCCAAAGUUAUAUAUAUUUCAGUUAAUAUAGGA